Messenger RNA from Adelges cooleyi (spruce gall adelgid), 1606 nucleotides. RefSeq lists its product as uncharacterized. The transcript has 6 exons. The coding region runs from base 177 to 1124 and encodes 315 amino acids. NCBI's taxonomy places the organism in Eukaryota, Metazoa, Arthropoda, Insecta, Hemiptera, Adelgidae. The record is from RefSeq and is a predicted model, not a curated record.
ACGUCUGAACGUUUUAAACGCGAUAGUACACGAAUUUUAUAUUAAUUAUUAUAUUUGUUUUAAUACAGUGAAACGUAAUCAGAUUUUCAUUAAACCAUCACUUCAAUUAUUAUUCUAGAUCUAAUCCUAAUGAAAAAUAUUUUAUUUUACCACCAAGUUAUUUAAUACAUAUUAAUAUGUUCGUUAAGAAAUUGCAUUUUUUGUUGUUCGCCAUCUGUUGUAGUUUGUUUAGUCAAACGACUUGUGGUCAAACACUAGGAGCAGUCAGCGAUGAAGAAUUACUUGAACUGUUCCGUUCGGAAAAUUAUGUUCUCGUUCUUUUCACACUAAGAGACUGUCAAGAAUGCAAACAGUAUGAAGAUGUUCUUACUCAAGUUCGCGAAGAGUUGGUGGAUGCCUUAAGCGCUUGGGUAGUCAAAGUAGAAGGCAGUAAUUUAGUGCAUAUUUAUGAUCCGACUAAAGAACCGUCAUUAAUCAUGUUCCGGCAUGGUGUACCAUUAUUAAUACCCGAAGAAGACGCAUUAAAUUACGACGGAUUGUUGGAAAUGCUACUAGUAAACAGAGAUCCGAUCGUAAAAGAACUCGACGAUAACAGUUUUGAACAUCUCACACAGGCAUCAACUGGUGCUACAACUGGAGAUUGGUUUAUACAAUUCUAUUCAUCAGAUAGUAUAGAAUGUCAAAGAUUACAAGCACGUUGGGAAACGGUCGGAGCUAAAUUGAAAAAUCGUGCAAACGUGGCAAGAGUUAAUAGACAUGGUGCUGGUUCUAUGGUUGCACGUCGUUUUUCUAUAAGCCAAUCGCCUACAUUUAUUCUGAUUCGCCGUGGUGCAUUGUAUAAAUAUACCUCGUCCGAGUUUACCAUCAAGUCGUUUUUGAACUUUGUACUUGAAGAUUACAAAUUCACAGUGAAGGAAGAAAUACCUCAACCAAAGUCUGCACUACAUGAUACUCUACAUAUGUCCUUUGAUAUGCUCAGGGAGAAUCCGCUAGUGUGGAAAUUGUGCCUGGCAGUGCUAAGCAUAAUUAUGUUAAGUCUAGUAGCAUUAAGAAGAAUGCCAAAAUCAAAAGAGCAUAAAUCAAAGAAAAAAUCAUCCAAAAGUUCUAGCAAGAAGUCCAAGUAAAAUGUUUAGAUCUCUAAUUAUUUUAAAAAUUGCCUUCUUCUUCUUUAAGCUGCAUUAUAUUUAUAUUUAAAAAUGUAUUUUUUUUCUAAUGUCAGUGUACAUUUUUUAAGUGUUGUGAGUAGGCUAAUUUGUUUAUUUGGUUAAAAAAUAAUUGUAAAUACCUGCACCGUGUGGAAUCUAUAAGGAGUUAUUAUCAUAAUUGCAAUAUUAAUAUUAUUAUUUAUAUACAUGAAUAUUUUCUUGUAAAAGAAUUGGGCAAGUGUGUCCAAUUGAUUGCUGUUAGCUUGUAUUUUGCUUAUACUUAUAAUUUACCUAAAAUUAAAGUCAGGUAUUAAAUAAAUGUCAUAUGUUAAUUAUAACAACCAAUAUUAUUGGUAUGCUAUGUAAAUAAUAAUAUGUAUUAUGGUGAUUAUUAUUUUGUUUAUAAAAUUCAAACUUUGUAAUAAUUUUUUUUAAAUUAAACUUGUGAACUUAUAUAUUUU